This is a messenger RNA of Neurospora crassa OR74A, 1123 nucleotides long. RefSeq names its product glutathione transferase (gene gst-1). The transcript has a single exon. Lineage: Eukaryota; Fungi; Ascomycota; Sordariomycetes; Sordariales; Sordariaceae. The record is from RefSeq and is a predicted model, not a curated record. Bases 272 to 982 code for a protein of 236 amino acids.
GGGGGUACAAGCUGGGAGUACACCAUGUACCUCCUAUCACCGAGUCGGUGUUUCCAGGGGCAGUUUCGAGUGCUGCAGAAGCUACCUCGGUAUGGUUAUGCAGAGAGGACAGGUAUCGAGAUGCAUCCAGUACCUCAAACACCGAAACUCAUCGGGUAUAAAGUCCAAAGACCAUCCUCGUUGUGCACUGCUUGAUUUGUUUCCGUAGACAUCUUCCACUCAUCUUCAUCUCAAAGCAUCAAUACAGACACAUACCAUCACAUUCAUCACAAUGGCGGACUCUUCCUCUCUCAAGCCCAUCAAGGUCUACGGCCACACCGGCCCCAACCCGCCCAAGGUGAUCAUGGUCCUUGCCGAGCUCGGCAUUCCCUAUGACCUGGACAACAUCCAAAUCUCCCAGGCCAAGAGCCCCGAGUUCGUCAAGAACGUCAACCCCAACGGCCGCCUGCCCGCCAUCCAGGACCCCAACACGGACCUCACCCUCUGGGAGUCCGGUGCGAUCCUCGAGUACCUGACCGAGAAGUACGACAAGGAGCUCAAGCUCAGCUUCACCCCCGGCACCAACGACUUCUACCUCGCCCGCCAGUGGCUCUACUUCCAGACCACGGGCCAGGGCCCCUACUACGGCCAGGUCGCGUGGUUCAAGAGAUACCACCCGGAGCCGGUGCCCAGCGCCGUUGAGAGAUAUGUCAAGGAGCUGAACCGCGUGUCGAGCGUGAUGGAGGACCACUUGCAGACGCAGAAGGAGAAGUACGGCACCGAGGAGCCGUGGUUUGUGGGCAACAAGUUCAGCUACGUCGACAUUGCGUUUGCGCCGUGGCAGCACAUUGUCGGCGUGAUGCUGACCAAGGAGGAGUAUGAUGAGGACAAGUACCCAUUGAUCCACGCCUGGUUGGAGAGGUUGAGGGCGAGAAAGCCCAUCAAGGACGCUUUGGAUAACAUGAUUCCUGCUGGUGGCCCUCCUCCUAAGCAGAACGAGUAAGGAAGGGCUUGUACCUACUCGACGAAGUAGCUAGAGAGGAUAAUGUAUUUUUACAAGUGUGUCUGAGCGAAACUUGCUGGAUAGUAUAAUCUAGACUGUUGGGUCAAGGUGGAAUGAAUCUUUUUAACAUCGAGUAACUGU